UUCACUGGUCUCCCACCGAAACAGCUAUUGACUCUCUCAGUUGACACCCCAGAUGCUUGGAUGGUUGAAAACGUUUUUGCUGAGUAUGACCUUGACAACAUAAAAAUGGAACAAAGCUCUUCUAACAUCGUUGCGCUCUUCUCACUGGAGUAUAUACUGCUCGAAGGCCACUGUUUUGAUGAAGCGUCAGGAUCGCCUCCGCGUGGUUUACAGUUUGUCCUUGGAACUUCUCUCAAGCCCACACAAUUCGAUACCGUUGUUAUGGCGAAUCUGGGCUAUUUUCAGUUGAAGGUAAGUUGA
Molecule: messenger RNA, 300 nt
Organism: Haemonchus placei
Lineage: Eukaryota; Metazoa; Nematoda; Chromadorea; Rhabditida; Trichostrongylidae
Source: the annotation of a GenBank genome assembly